Messenger RNA from Zophobas morio, 399 nucleotides. RefSeq names its product myb/SANT-like DNA-binding domain-containing protein 3. Bases 1 to 399 code for a protein of 132 amino acids. The transcript has 2 exons. The record is from RefSeq and is a predicted model, not a curated record. Lineage: Eukaryota; Metazoa; Arthropoda; Insecta; Coleoptera; Tenebrionidae.
AUGGGCAAACGAAAAAUUGAAAAUGAAGAAAAACGGAAGAGGGAGCCAAAUUACACGAAGGCUGAAACAAGGCGGCUUUUAAAAAUUAUUGCUACUAGGGCGCAUAUUAUUGAAAAUAAAAGAACCGAUUCCGUCACGUGGAAGCAGAAAGAGGAGACGUGGAAAGAAAUUGCUGCCGAAUACAAUGCAAUAACAGGAAAUGUAAUCCGAACACCAGAAAGGAUUCGUCAAAAGUACGAAGCGACGAAGAGAGAUAUAAAACGCAAAGUUGCGUUCAAUAAAAAAGAAACGUACAAAACUGGUGGCGGAUCUUCCCAGUAUAUGAGUUUUGAAGAUUAUGAGACCGAACUGUUAAGAGUCCCUAACAGUGCCUGUCAAUGGACUUCCAUCCGAAUUUGA